Messenger RNA from Gilbertella persicaria, 216 nucleotides. RefSeq lists its product as uncharacterized. Gene Ontology annotation, molecular function: RNA polymerase II transcription regulatory region sequence-specific DNA binding. The coding region runs from base 1 to 216 and encodes 71 amino acids. The transcript has 2 exons. The record is from RefSeq and is a predicted model, not a curated record. Gene Ontology annotation, cellular component: nucleus. NCBI's taxonomy places the organism in Eukaryota, Fungi, Mucoromycota, Mucoromycetes, Mucorales, Choanephoraceae.
AUGACUGAGUUAAUGGAUGGCUCAUUGGCUGUGGAAUAUUGGGAGAAGUUUGCACUCCAUGCAUUUGAUAAUACAGACAAGCCAUGUAUGUAUUCCUGUAUUAUCAACACACCAGAACAAAAACCUGUUUGUUGUACAUUCUGCUUUAUGAUCAAACGAGAUAUUUUCAAUUUGCCGAGUGUGAUUGUUGGCAAUCUUCUUCCUAUUCUUUGCUAA